Molecule: messenger RNA, 1693 nt
Organism: Leptopilina heterotoma
Lineage: Eukaryota; Metazoa; Arthropoda; Insecta; Hymenoptera; Figitidae
Exons: 8
Coding region: 216-1619 (467 amino acids)
Source: RefSeq, a predicted model, not a curated record
UUUUAGUGCAAUCGGUACAUUCAGUCACAAAGUGUAAAAGGUUACCUAUCAUAAAAUUGUGAAGAAAGAAAAUAAUUUUUGUGCUCUUGAAAGCUGUAGAAAAUAAAUAUUUUCUUUUAUAGUUCAGUUAUUACAAAAUGUCGGACAAAUUAUUGAAAAAGAAAGGAGACGAUAAAUACUAAAAUGUUCAUAAGGCAGAUUAUAAAAUAUUGGAGAUGACAGAAAGUGCCCUAAAAAAAAUCCAGGAUGUUGAAAGGUUAUUGAAAGAUCUAAACGUGGAAGAAGAAAAUUCUCUCAAGAAUUAUAUUAACAGAUGUCUCUAUGAUCAAGAAGAUUUAUUGUUUCAAUUUUAUAUAAUUUCUUGCCAAUUGAAAUUAUUAUUAAGUGCUAAAAUUUUAAGCAGACCUUAUUUAAAUAAAAUUUUGAAUAAAAUCUUAACAGAUGUUGGAAUAUUGGAUCCUUGCAACAGAGUUCAAUUAUUUUGUGCACUGCAUCCGCUAGAUAUUUUUCAGCUUAAUUUGCUUCUGAAAAAAGGUUUCGCGCAAUUCGGAUUGAAAAUGCCAAAUUUGGAGUACCGCAAAUUUAUUGCAGAUCCCACAAUUCCACUGCCGUACACUUAUGCAAAUAAAGAGAAAACAUUAAUGCAUAAAGCAGAAAGUGGUUUAUUCAAUAAUAAAAGAAAAAAAGGUUUAAUGGAUAAUCCUUUCUUGUUAAAAUUAUUUCUAAGAGCUGUAUGGAUCUAUAAAGAUGAAAUUUACAAAUGUUUUGAAAACAAUGAAUUAAUUCCAUUGUCAAUUUUAAAAGAUAUAGCUUUCAAAACAAAGGGAAAUACUACUCUGAGUAACCGACAAAGUACGGUUUUAUUUAUUGCGACUUGUUCAUUUACGAUUUAUUCAAAUCGUGAAAUAUUGCAAGCUUUGAUGGAAGUAUUUGAUGAGUCAUUUACACUAGAAUAUCGAGAAAAAAUUAUGUUUAAAUUUGCGGAAUUAUUCGAAACUGACGAAGCAAUGUUCUUAGAUUUAUUGAAUGAAAGAUCGGACACUGACAGUUCUGAAUAUCCAUUAUUUUAUAAUUCGGAACAAAUUACACCAUUUAGAACGGGAAGUGUUAAUACGUUUUUCGGACCACAAUACCCUAUAAGCAUUACCACAUCAGAGGUGCAAAAAGAAACAGGAAUCCGAGGAAAAUAUAAAAGAGUUCUAAAAAGAAAACCAGAUCAAAAAGCACAUGAUUGUGACGAAUCUGAUGAUGAUGAUGAUGAUGAUUCGACAUCAGAAUCUAUUGAAUCGACAAAAACUGGAUUAUCUUCCAAAAAAAGGAAGCCUCCACUUUCAACUUCGAGUGAAAGAAACGUCGAUUAUGGACAGGAAGAACAAAAAGAAACAACCACUUUAAAUAGUUCUCAAAUGAACACAAUGCCAUCAGAGAAAUCGUCAAAGGAUUCUGACAAUGCACAGAAUAAACAAAAUAAGAAAACUAUUUUGAGUACUCCUGUAAGGAGAAAAGUGUCAGCACAAAAAUCGUCCAAUGAAUGUAAUAGUGUGCAGAGAAAAGAAAAUGAAGUAACCGUUUCAAAAGUAAAUGAAAAAAUGGAGUUGGCUCCUUCGGGUAAAAUUUGAACCAGCAGUGGCACUACGAAAGAGUAACAGACUAAAAGAGGGAAAAAAGUAAAAACUCUUCCACCUAUUUUUCA